This is a messenger RNA of Phaethon lepturus (White-tailed tropicbird), 2283 nucleotides long. RefSeq names its product UDP glycosyltransferase 8 (gene UGT8). NCBI's taxonomy places the organism in Eukaryota, Metazoa, Chordata, Aves, Phaethontiformes, Phaethontidae. Bases 4 to 1629 code for a protein of 541 amino acids. Gene Ontology annotation, molecular function: UDP-glycosyltransferase activity. The record is from RefSeq and is a predicted model, not a curated record. The transcript has 5 exons.
GCUAUGAAGCCGUACACUCCAGCGUUCAUUCUCCUGUGGAGUGCUGUUGGGAUAGCAAGGGCUGCCAAAAUUGUUGUGGUGCCGCCAAUUAUGUUUGAAAGCCAUCUUUAUAUUUUCAAGACUCUGGCCUCAGCCUUGCAUGACCAAGGUCACCAGACAGUGUUUCUCCUCUCUGAGGGCAGAGAGAUUCCUCCAUCUAAUCACUAUAGACUUCAGCGCUACCCAGGGAUCUUUAACAGCAGCACCUCGGAUGAUUUUCUCCAGUCCAAGAUGAGGAGUAUCUUCUCUGGGAGACUGACAGCCCUCGAACUGUUUGAUAUCCUGGACCACUAUUCCAAGAACUGUGACAUGAUUGUUGGCAACCAAAACCUCAUGCGUACCCUGAAACAGCAAAAAUUUGACCUGCUCCUGGUAGAUCCCAAUGAGAUGUGUGGAUUUGUUAUAGCUCAUCUUUUAGGGGUUAAAUACGCCGUCUUUUCCACUGGCCUCUGGUAUCCAGCAGAAGUGGGUGCUCCAGCUCCCCUGUCUUAUGUUCCAGAAUUUAACUCGCUGCUCACAGACCACAUGAACCUAUUUGAGAGGAUUAAAAACACUGUUGUUUAUCUUAUUUCAAGAUUUGGAGUCAGUUUUUUGGUUCUGCCAAAAUAUGAAAGGAUAAUGCAGAAAUACAAGGUUCUGCCGGAACGGUCCAUGUAUGACUUGGUUCAUGGAUCCAGCCUGUGGAUGCUUUGUACUGAUGUAGCUCUGGAAUUUCCAAGACCGACGCUGCCCAAUGUUGUUUAUGUGGGAGGAAUCCUAACCAAACCGGCCAGUCCUCUGCCAGAAGAUCUCCAAACGUGGGUGAAUGGUGCUAAAGAAAAUGGCUUUGUCCUCGUCUCAUUUGGAGCUGGAGUGAAAUACCUCUCAGAAGAUAUAGCAAAUAAGUUGGCACAUGCUUUGGCGAGACUGCCUCAGAGAGUUAUUUGGAGGUUUUCGGGAAGCAAACCAAGGAAUUUAGGCAACAAUACGAAGCUUAUAGAAUGGUUACCACAGAAUGACCUUCUUGGUCACUCUAACAUUAAAGCUUUUCUUAGUCACGGCGGUUUGAACAGCAUUUUUGAAACCAUGUACCAUGGGGUCCCGGUGGUGGGGAUUCCUCUUUUUGGAGACCAUUACGAUACUAUGACUCGUGUGCAGGCCAAAGGCAUGGGAAUAUUGUUGAACUGGAAGACCAUCACUGAGAGCGAAUUGUAUGAAGCCCUAGUAAAAGUUAUUAAUGAUCCCAGCUACCGGCAGCGGGCUCAGAGGCUGUCUGAGAUUCACAAAGACCAGCCUGGUCAUCCUGUUAACCGGACUGUAUACUGGAUUAAUUACAUCCUCCGUCACAACGGAGCCCAACAUCUACGUGCCGCUGUUUACAGCAUCUCUUUAUAUCAGUAUUUCUUACUGGAUAUUGCCUUUGUUGUAUUAGUGGGUGCUGCCUUACUUUAUUAUAUUUUGGUCAGGAUAACAAGAUUUAUCCACAAACAAAGCAAACAUCUUUGGUCAAAUGACGAACAUAGUGCUGUUAAUGGACAUUACCAGAAUGGGAUACCAAAUGGCAAGUACAGAAGAAAUGGCCACAUUAAGCAUGAAAAAAAGGUGAAAUGAGCCAACUGCCCUAUGUAAAGUAGUAAUGAAUCAGAUCAGUAAUCGAAUUUUAUCGCUGUAACUUAGUCUAACAACUACUUAAAACCUCAAUAAGCAGUUCUAACACUCCCCUUCAGUAUGUAAUAUUAUGUGACAAAAUUCUACGGAACUAAGAAAAGUCUUUAAAAAAAAAAAAAAAAAAAAAAAGCAAGCACAACCUAAAAUGGAAAAUAUUUUAUUCUUAAUACUGAUGCAGAGAAGUUAUUUUGGCACUGAAGUUUUUAGAAGCCUUAAUUCUCUUAAAGUUAUACAAUGAUCUUAUUUAUGAAUUUUCAGUUUUUAAAAGCUAAAUGUGUGCGUCCCAAAUGAGGAAAGGUUUCUUUUUAUUUGCAGAGGUUUUUCUUUUAUUUUUUUAUUAUUUUAAUAUAUCCAUCUUUUAGCUGAGAGAACUUUAGAGCUAGCUCUGUUUCCUCUGUUGAAGGUCCAACAUGUUGUGUAAGAAUGCUGUUUAAAAAAAAAUAAUUUUUCCCAGUCUUUGUGCAAGGAAUAGCAAGCUGCAGACUGAGAACACAGACAUUUAAAAAACCCAAAACUUAAAAUGAGCACUGAAGAAAAAUGGCAAAAAUAUGUACUCCUUUUACUGAUAAGCUGCAUGACUCUUCUGCUCACUACCAG